Molecule: messenger RNA, 1259 nt
Organism: Drosophila sulfurigaster albostrigata
Lineage: Eukaryota; Metazoa; Arthropoda; Insecta; Diptera; Drosophilidae
Product: venom protease-like
Exons: 5
Coding region: 89-1216 (375 amino acids)
Biological process (GO): proteolysis
Molecular function (GO): serine-type endopeptidase activity
Source: RefSeq, a predicted model, not a curated record
AGUUGAAUCGGCAAUGUAGCAUCGAUCGCGCUAUUAGAAGAUAAAGUGAUUUUAUUACUGUUUUGAAGAUUUACGACUUGGGAUCAACAUGAAGUUAGCGUCACAUAAAGUGAUCGCGUUAAUGAUCACACUUGCAUUCAUUGCCACGCCCACUUUGGGGUACUUAAAUAAAUCGCAAGAAUUAGAAACCCCAUCCACAAACAAUAAAUGCAUAUUAUCAAAAGGCUCGCUUGGCGAAUGUGUCGAUAUCAGUAAUUGUUCGAUUAUUCUAAACGAGCUGAAGGCAGAAAAGGUCGAUCCUAAGAUUAUCAAAUAUGUAAAAGAUUCGAAUUUGAUUUGUGGCCAGAUUGGUCAUAAUGUCUGCUGUCCCAAAGAGAACUCUUUAGUGGAGCCAAUUCCACGUCGUUUGCCCACCGAGGAAGAGAAAUGUGGUAAACAAAGAAAUGUUACAUUCAAGAAGCUCAUUGGGGGAGGCAAUGCCAAAAUAGGUGCCUGGCCAUGGAUUGCGCUACUCGCCUACGAUUAUGGAUCCUCAUAUCAAUUCAAGUGCGGUGGCAGCUUGAUCACAGCGAGACAUGUUUUAACAGCAGCUCAUUGCAUACUUGAUGAACUUAAAUUUGUGCGUUUAGGUGAGCAUGAUCUCUCCACGGAUACGGAGGCUCAACAUGUGGACAUAAAUGUAGUUAAGAAAGUAGUUAAUCCACAUUACAAUAGACUCACUCGUCGUGCUGAUCUUGCGAUCAUCUAUUUGGAGCGCAACGUGGAGUUUUCAGAAGUAAUCGUGCCCAUUUGUUUGCCUAAUACUCCUAGUCUGCGAGCAAAGUCACAUGUGGAUUUGAAUCCCAUUAUCAUUGGGUGGCGCACAAAUCACGGAGAAUGUCAAUCUGAGAAUAUCAUACAUCAGGUGCAGGUGACUGUCUGGGAAAAUGAAGUUUGCCAUAGUAGUUAUAAAAAAGUAAAUCAAAGUUUUACUGAGGAUCAGUUCGAUGGCGCCGUUCUCUGUGCGGGUGAUGUGCUUGGUGGAUGGGAAGCUUGUCUAGCGGACUCUGGUGGUCCGCUCAUGGCUCCCGAAUUAAAUGGAACGACAUUUAAAUACUAUCUGAUUGGAGUUGUGGCUUACGGCUGUGGCUGUGAUGCACAAAGUGCUCCUGCUGUUUAUACGAGCACUCAGUACUUUAUGGACUGGAUAAUCGAGAAGGUGCAGGACACGCCUUGAGUUGGAAGUGGAAUUUUGUUAUAUUUAGUGGUUUGUUCUGACU